Molecule: messenger RNA, 375 nt
Organism: Sinocyclocheilus anshuiensis
Lineage: Eukaryota; Metazoa; Chordata; Actinopteri; Cypriniformes; Cyprinidae
Product: GTP-binding protein 1-like
Exons: 2
Coding region: 38-361 (107 amino acids)
Biological process (GO): translational elongation
Molecular function (GO): translation elongation factor activity
Source: RefSeq, a predicted model, not a curated record
UCUCCUUCAGAUCAAGCGCUCCUCAAUAAGGAAGGGCAUGGUUAUGGUGUCACCACGAUUAAACCCGCAGGCAUACUGGGAGUUUGAGGCUGAGAUACUAGUUUUACAUCACCCGACCACCAUCUCGCCUAGAUAUCAAGCAAUGGUGCACUGCGGUAGCAUCAGGCAAACAGCCACUAUCCUCUCUAUGACCAGUGACUGCUUACGCACAGGAGACAAAGCUACUGUACACUUCCGCUUCAUUAAAACCCCAGAGUACCUGCACAUAGACCAGAGGCUCGUGUUCAGAGAGGGAAGAACUAAAGCUGUGGGCACCAUCACGAAGGUCAGCUUAAUGAGGCAUACGACUUUGAGGGUGUAGAUCACAACCCAAUG